Anopheles moucheti is the source of this 2529-nucleotide messenger RNA. Its product is annotated as major facilitator superfamily domain-containing protein 12-like. Gene Ontology annotation, biological process: transmembrane transport; carbohydrate transport. The record is from RefSeq and is a predicted model, not a curated record. Gene Ontology annotation, cellular component: membrane. Lineage: Eukaryota; Metazoa; Arthropoda; Insecta; Diptera; Culicidae. Bases 749 to 2410 code for a protein of 553 amino acids. The transcript has 6 exons. Gene Ontology annotation, molecular function: symporter activity.
ACAACAUCGGUGUUGAUAAACAUUCCGUCCGGUUUGACAGCAGUUUGUCCUAUAUUGAAACUUUCGCGUGUGUUUUGAAGAAGGAAUAAGGGAAAUAUAAAAAUCUCUAUCAGCUGAUCAUAACAGAUAUACGCCUUAUUCCGUGGAUAUGAGACAGAACAGUGGGGCUGGUGUUGUGUUACGUAUUCGUUGCCAUGUGCCAUAGUUUAUCUUUGGCGCACUUGAAGUACCAUCGAGCUAUAGUAUCGCACCACUGCUAAACGCAAAAUCAUUAAACAUAAGCUUAAAAAGUGUAUGAAAUUGAUGCAAAAAAUGCGCAAUCAUUGCGGAUAAAUCAGUGCCAGCAUCAUCAUCGAACAGUGUUGCUUUGACAGGGUGUUUUCUCACAACUUUCCACCUCCCCUUUUUUCAUGCGCAAUUCCCAUUUGUCAGUGUUGUGUUUGUGUUUGUGAGCCGUGUGCGUAAAAAUGAGCUUUGUAAGCGAAAUCCACAAUAGCCAGAUAUACACGUGUAUCUAGUCGUCAUUCGUUGUUUCCGAUAUGAAUGCGCUUAGUGUUGGGCGGUAAUUUAUGAACUUGGACGUGUGUGCGCUCACAUGCAUGCAUGUUUAGUCAGCUGUUUAUCAUAUGGUUUGUUUGGGUCGAGUGUACAAUUAACAAUCCCAACAAAGAAGAUACCGCACUAUGCACCAGAAGCAGUGGAGGGUUUCGCAGGUUCAGCUAGCAAGUGAUUAAGUAAAUCAUACAAUAUGGCCAAAAGUGGAAAUCAAGUUCCUCUGGCAAACGGCAGCACAACAAUACACCGCUAUGGUGCCACGACGGACACAAGAACGGUAGUACCGGCAGUAAAUGGAACAGAACCACACUCCGAUCCCGAAACGAACCCAACAACGUUUCCCAACACAACCGUCGACAUGGAACGUGCCCAGUUGGACAAGCGCUCCACACUGCGGAUGUGCGAAAAAAUUGGGUACGGUUUGGGGCACGUAUACAAUGAUCUUUGUGCCGGCAUUUGGUUCAGCUAUACGCUCCUGUUUAUGCAGGGUGCGUUAGGAAUGCCGGCUGCCGAGGCCGGUGCGAUGGUGAUGUUGGGACAGGUCGGAGAUGCUAUUGCGACACCGAUCGUGGGUCUCCUGACGGAUCGAUAUGGAACAAAGCGACAGUGGCAUAUAGCAGGCACCUUUAUAGUAUUCCUUACAUUCCCGAUGAUAUUUUCGCUGUGUCCCUGGUGUUCGGUGGCGCCUCACUGGUGGGAAAUUCUGUACUUCGUAAUCGUGAUACUUGCUUUCCAGUUCGGAUGGCCGAUCGUACAGGUGACGCACCUUGCCAUGAUACCGGAGCUGUCACGCACGCAGAAAGAUCGAUCAGAUUUAACCGCCAUCCGAUACUCGGUGUCUAUCGUGUCCAACGUGGUGGUGUACAUAGUCACGUGGGCAGUAUUGCGGAGUCGUACAAGCACCGACAAUCAGAUUGGACCUGGCGAUGCGUACCGAUUUCGGGAUAUCUCUCUGAUUCUUACACUCGUUGGCGUGUCCAUGUCGGUUUUAUUCAACUUUUCGCUCACAUUCAGCGGGUACGAGCAUCGACGAAAUACAGCACUGCAGCACAACAUCAUUCGCCCAUCAGGUCCACGAGCGGAAACGGAUAUUGAGCGAGAAUCAUUACUGGGGCAUGAGCAAAGAGAAGCCAAUGGUUCUCAACAUUUGGCAGGAUCUUCCAACGCGCUGGACACGAUCGUUCAUCGUAAACCAAAGAAAAAUUUCUUCAAGUCACCUCUACUGUACCAGAAUGCCUUACUGUACGUCUUCUCGAGACUUUUUAUGACAACCUCACUCGUGUACAUGCCCCUAUGGUUGGACGAGCGUGCCUAUCAACCGAAUGUAACACCGGCAGAAAACAAUGCCAACGUAGAACAUCUAGCAACAGUUCCACUUGUGUCCUUUCUCGCCUCCUUCGUAGCGUCGUUGCUGCUAAAGUACACCAACCGCUUUUUCGGCAAUAGUUGGGUGUACUUUAUAGGAUCCAUUAUAAGUACAAGUGUGUGCCUGUGGAUAGCCCUCACGCCCGGAUCGGGAUCGUUCAGCACAGUGUCCUUAUUUUUGAUCGCCUCCCUAUUUGGAGCUGGUAGCUCAAUCACGAUGAUUAGCAGCCUGUGCAUCACGGCCGACAUGAUCGGAAAGCAUGCCGAUCAGGGUGGAUUUAUCUACUCGGCUGUUACGUUUGCAGACAAACUAAUCACUGGUGUGGUGGUAGUGAUCAUCGAGUCGGUGAAAUGUCACGACCGUUCCGAAUGUCCAGAGUAUUAUAGAGGAGUGCUAUCGUACGGGUGCGGGUUGGCAGCUGUACUGGGAUGCUUAACGUUGGCUACCUUACUUUGUACUACCGCAUCCACUCGUCGGCGGAAUCGGUAGUGUACGAUACAGCAUUAAUUUAAUUCUGUGUGGUAUGUUCUCAGUUAUGUUCUAUUCAAUUGCUUUGAAUUCUUUUACUAAUGUUUUAUUAUUUUAUGAAAAUUAUUGUAUUUUAAAUA